AUGAAUUCCAUUCGUCAGGUUCAGGCGCUCAAUAAGCGCGAGCUAGAAAACGCCGUACCUCCAGAGGCAUCAUGGCAUGCAGACUACCGUGAUACAGCUUAUGUCUAUAUCGGAGGCCUUCCGUUUGAUCUAUCCGAGGGUGAUAUUGUCGCAAUCUUCUCUCAAUACGGAGAGCCGGUGCAUGUCAACCUGGUUCGCGACAAGGAAACCGGCAAGAGCAAGGGAUUCGCGUUUUUAAAAUACGAAGACCAGCGCAGUACAGAUCUUGCAGUGGAUAAUCUCGGCGGUGCAACUGUUCUGGGCCGCAUGCUUCGGGUUGACCACACGCGGUACAAGCGCAAGGAUGACGAGGGAGAGGAAGACAAUGUUGCCAAACUGAUGGGUGACCCGGCUCCCGACAGCAAAGAUAGCAAAGGCGAUCGACACAGCCGGCGGCAGAUUGAAGACCAACGUCCGAUGCUGAAAGAGGAGAAAGAACUGCAAGAAUUGAUGCGCACUCACGACGAGGAGGACCCAAUGAAGGAAUUCUUGAUCGAGGAGAAGAAGGAAGAGGUUGCUCGCGCCAUCGAGGCCUGGAACAGCUCGAAAAAGUCAAGCAGGCGGCGCGAUCAUAGCAGAGAGCGAUCUAGCCGGCAUCAUCGUCGCCACCGAUCUCGCUCUCCGGAUAAGGAGAGACGUUCUCGGCACAGAUCUUCUGAAAGAGAACGAUCGCGAAGAGACCGUCCUUCGAGGGACUCACGCUCGCCCGACUCUCGGCGUCACCGAUCUGACAGGGAUAGACAUGAUCGUCGCCGUUGA
Molecule: messenger RNA, 798 nt
Organism: Penicillium brevicompactum
Lineage: Eukaryota; Fungi; Ascomycota; Eurotiomycetes; Eurotiales; Aspergillaceae
Product: IST3 family RNA-binding protein
Exons: 2
Coding region: 1-798 (265 amino acids)
Biological process (GO): mRNA splicing, via spliceosome
Cellular component (GO): U2 snRNP; precatalytic spliceosome; catalytic step 2 spliceosome
Molecular function (GO): RNA binding
Source: RefSeq, a predicted model, not a curated record